AUGCCAGCACCAAGGACAGAAAAAGAAGUCCGAGGCUUCUUGGGAAGGUUACAGUACAUUAGUCGUUUCAUCAAUCAGUUGGCCGAUACCUGUGGCCCAAUUUUCAAGCUACUUAGGAAAGGAGUGGCAGUCAAAUGGAAUGAGGAUUGUCAGGCGGCCUUUGACCAAGUCAAACAAUACCUGCUAUCCCCGCCAGUCUUACAACCACCAAGGCUAGGAAAGCCUUUGCUACUGUACUUGUCGGUAACAGAAGAAGCAAUGGGGGCCAUAUUAGCUCAACAAGCAGAAGAUACAAGGAUAGAAAACGCCGUGUAUUACCUCAGUAAGAGGAUGCUGGAAUAUGAGUUGAAAUACAACAAGAUAGAAAAGUUGUGCCUGGCUCUAGUCUGGGCCUGUACCAAGCUGCAACACUACCUCUCGUCUUCUUACACUACAACACGUAAUCUCUGA
Messenger RNA from Jatropha curcas, 450 nucleotides. NCBI's taxonomy places the organism in Eukaryota, Viridiplantae, Streptophyta, Magnoliopsida, Malpighiales, Euphorbiaceae. The record is from RefSeq and is a predicted model, not a curated record.